Molecule: messenger RNA, 2517 nt
Organism: Leishmania braziliensis MHOM/BR/75/M2904
Lineage: Eukaryota; Euglenozoa; Kinetoplastea; Trypanosomatida; Trypanosomatidae
Product: putative mitochondrial exoribonuclease DSS-1
Exons: 1
Coding region: 1-2517 (838 amino acids)
Biological process (GO): mRNA catabolic process
Cellular component (GO): P-body; exosome (RNase complex)
Molecular function (GO): 3'-5'-RNA exonuclease activity; RNA binding
Source: RefSeq, a predicted model, not a curated record
AUGUUCGUACGUGUCCUCAACACCGUGGCGGUAAGAACGCCAACCGGCGGCGCGCUGGCAGCACUGCAACGCCGCGGCGCCGCGUCAAAGAAGGCGUCAGCAACUCUGAGCAGCCCUGCGCAAGCAUCGAAUCACACGGUGCAGUCGUCUUCGUCGACGGGGCCGUGCACUAUCAUCGCGAACGCCGCAGCGCAGUUCAGCGGCACCCACCUAGACGUUGCCUGGACGCGGCAGUUCGUCCUUGGCUCUCUGCUGCAGCGCUAUGACCCUCUGCGAUACGCACCGUCCUCGACCACUGCGCGGGUGGUCGAGUCGGCCUUGUUGGAGUCGCAGCGACUCCUUAGCUCAAUCUGGAAGCUACCGGUGCGACCCCUUGACGCCGUGAGUGAGACACGCAUCCUUCGGCUACUGGCCCGCUACGCUGCCGGCGAAGGUAUCCUCUCCGACACGGCUCUAGAGAUUCUGCAACAAGUCUUGGUACGCCUCCCUGGUGCCCCGAAGUGCAUCUCCGACCCCGUUCACAUGCGCACUCUGCUGGAACUCAUCGGGUACGUUGAGCCUGGCGACAAUCUCAACCGGGUCGCGUACGCUGGGGAGCUGCACUACCCUCCGCAAGCACACGCCUUCAUGGCGGAGUUGCUAGUAGAGGGCCGACAGCGCGACGGCGGCGACGCCUUCGAUGCCAUACGCGAGCGCCGAGCGGGGCCGGGGUACGCCAUCGACUCCGCCACAACGAGCGAGGUCGACGAUGCCAUCGGCGUCUGCGUGGAUGCGGCAACGGGUGCGAAGUACUUUGUCGUAUACGUCUCCGAUGCAACCGUCUACUGCCCCUUUGACAGCACCCUCGAGCAGUUGACAGCACGGCGGCUGACGACCACCACCUACCUGCCGGAGGGCGUCUUCUUCAUGCUCCCAAAACCUAUCGUCGAGGCCGCCACGUUGCGCGAGGACCGUCCGUGUCGCACGUUCAAUGUCGUCUUCCAGAUCGAUGAGACCACCGGUGAAGUGAAGAACUACUCAGUCGCCGUGGGAUGGUUGGAUCAGCUGCGGCGCAUCACAUACGAUCAGCUACAGGAAAUGAUCAGCAAGGAGGAAGACAGGGAGGUGCCCACGGAAGGCAGCGGCCCCACCGUCAUGGGGGUUGGACACGUCAAGGAUGCGCCGUCCUCGUCACCUCUCUUGACUGAGUGCAUCGACAGCGCGCAUCCCCCGCCGACAUGGAUGACGCGUGAAGACAAGGACAACCUCUUUUACAUUAUGCACUGCGCACGUCUUCGGCUGCGCACUCGACUAGAGCGGCAGCAGCGACAGCAACGCCAGUGCGGGCCCGGGAGCAAGGACGGUGGAGGGGAGGUGGCGGCGCCGCCACCGGUGGACUUCAGUCUGCCCGACCCCCUCAUUAAAGUCAAGGGCACCGAGGUACUCUCCGUCAGUGAUCAGGUCAUCUCCACCCAAGACGCUCGCCUCGCUGUGGCGGAGCUGAUGAUCGCCGCCAACGAGGUGUGCUCACGCAUUGCACAGGCUAACCACAUUACAGUGCCGUUCCGCGGCACUCGUGCCCUCUCCAGCGAUCAUCUCGUGGCGCGCUACUACACAGAGCCUGAAGGUGUGCAGACACUAACGUCGCUGGACGCCUCGCACAUCUUCCUGGCCGAAGCCAUGCAGUCCUCCGUGCGUCGUCUCAGCACUGUGACACGUGCCAUCUACCAUCACGUCCCUCUGCACCACGCUGGGCUCGACACAACCUUCUACACCCACAGCACAAGUCCACUGCGUCGAUAUCCCGACAUGCUCGUACACCAUCAGCUCAAGACGUGGCUUUGGCAGCAGCGCCGCGGUGGCGGCAGUAGUGGUAAGGCCCGCGCUGUCUCCACCUCCGCCGCACCUCAGGAAUUCAUCCCCGAGUACGCCAUGGCCUCUCUCUGCGCAAUGAUCAGCACGAAGCAGGAGCGCGCCAGUCUCCUGCAAGACAGCAGCACGCGCUUUUGGAUUUUGCGAUACCUCGAGCACUUGGAGCGUGCCUCGGCCGACGCUGCUGCUGCUGCUGCUGCUACUCGUGACGGUAGUAAUGGCGACUCGCCUCACAAGAGGAGCUACGUGUGCUUGGUCGGUGAGACACGCCGUGUGGUGGCGGCGCCAGCGUACACCCGCUUCGCGUGCUCCUCGGCGGAGCUGUCGCAGCUGCUGUCCCUACCACUGACCUCAGCAUCCACCACCUCGAGUACAGUGCGGCGCCCGGCAUCACUGCAGGUGGACGCUGUUGCCCGUUGGCGGCAGGAGACUCCUGAAUUCACCUACGUCUCUGAUGUGUACAUCCCUGAGGUGCAGCUGGCGCACACAAUCGCCCACCACCUCGACAGCGUCCGUGUCGGGGCUGUGCUGGAAUGCCACAUCGCUCGAGUGCAACCUACACAAGGCCUGUUGGAGCUGGUGAUUGACCGUGUCUUACCCGGCGGUGAUGAACGGCACUACGAGCGCCUCUGGAUGGGGGGGUUUGUGUCUCAGCUUGAUGCGUAG